UGAGUGCUUUGCCAGUGUCCUCGACCUCGUCGCCUCAGCCUCAGCCUCACGCAAAACCAGCGCCUGCCCUGUUAACGUUAGCGCUUCCACUUGCGCACACAUCGCCCACACAGCCUCUGCCCGUAUCGACAAGGCCUUGACCACUGCGCCAACCCCGUUUGACCCCCACAGAUUUCCCAUGGUAGAGUGCGAAUGAACAGCAGUGGGUGGUUUGAUUGAGGAUAAGUCUACAAUGGCUGGAUACGAUCAUGGCGGCGGCUCGGGAAGCGACUGGGGCCAGGGCCGCGCCUCUGGUGAUGACGUUCCUUAUCGAAUGGACCAGGACACCGCCAACCUGGCCCCGCCAUCUGCCCGGCACAACGGAGGUCAUGGCAGCCCGGGCGGGAGACCACCGGCCUCGCCCGCGCUAAGCGCCGGCGACACCGACACCGAGUCAAGACGCAGCGGGGAGAGAAAUCGGUCCAGACCGCGUGGUGCACGGUCUGCCAGCGGCCAGGUGCGCUCUUGCAAGAAAUGCGGAGAGCCAUUGACUGGGCAGUUCGUGCGUGCGCUCGACGGGACGUUCCACCUGGACUGCUUCAGGUGCCGCGAUUGUGGCCAAAUUGUGGCUUCCAAAUUCUUCCCGGCAGACGACGAGGAUGGCGGAGGACAGUACCCCCUUUGCGAGACGGACUACUUCCGCCGACUGGGGCUCCUGUGCCACCAGUGCGGCGGGGCACUGCGAGGGUCAUACAUUACCGCCCUGGAUCGCAAGUACCACGUCGACCAUUUUACCUGCUCCCUGUGCCCGACCGUGUUUGGGGCUCAAGACAGUUACUACGAGCACGAUGGCCAGGUCUAUUGCCACUUCCACUACUCCACCCAGUUCGCCCAGCGCUGCAACGGCUGCCAGGCCGCCAUCCUCAAACAGUUCGUCGAGAUCUUUCGCAACGGUCAGAACCAGCACUGGCACCCCGAAUGCUACAUGAUCCACAAGUUCUGGAAUGUCCGUUUAAACCCGCCCCAGGAGGCGACCGUCCCCAUCCGGGACGACCCCGAUGGCCGCGAGCGUGUUCGCCAGGAGGAGGAGCGCAUGGAAGAAAAGGUCUACCGCAUCUGGAGCGUCCUCUCGUCCUUUGAGGAAUCUUCUGCCGCCUGUAUAUCCGACAUGCUCCUGCAUGUGAGCAACGGCGCAUAUAUCGACGGCGUCAUGGUUGCCAAGCGCUUCAUCUUCCACGUCGACAUCCUCUUCCGCUCCGCCGACAGGCUCGAUGCCACUAUGGCCCAGCUCGAUAUGAACGCGCUCGCUUAUGGACGAGAAGCAAAGCUUCUCUGUAAGAAGAUCGUGGCCUUCUUCUCGCUGCUCUCCAAGACACAGGACAAAGCCGUGGGCAAGCCUGGCGUCACCCAGGAUCUUUUGGGCCUGGUCACUGGCCUCGCCCACUACCUCAAGCUUCUCAUUCGCAUCUGCCUUCAGGGCGCGCUACGCAUAGAGAAAGAGCGCACUACGGCCGAUGGCCUUUUCCACUUCCUCGAUGACCUCGGUGACCUCGAGACUCUGAAGAUGGACGACAACUCCACCACCACCCUACAGCUGACGUCCGGAAUGUCGCGGCUGUCGGCCCAUGACUCAGACCAGUGCGUGCUAUGCCGGAAACCGAUUGAAGACGAGUGCGCCAAGAACGGCGACAAGAGGUGGCACCUACCGUGCGCCAGUUGCUACCGGUGUGGCAGGGAACUGGGGCGGAAGCUUCAAGAUGCGCGCUUGAAUCCUUACGAUGGCAGGAUACUCUGUACCACCUGCGAGCCCGACUCCGCGCCUAAUGCCGCCCCGUUUGAGCACGUCACGAAGCUGCAACAGUACGUUUUUCUACUUCAGGUGGCCCUGGCCAGGCUUUUGGAAAUCCUUCGGAGCAAUGGCGUGCUUCCUUCAUCUUCGAGCGAUCCAAAUGGCAACGGUUCCGGCACUGCCGACGGUCGAUCCGGUCCACACGCGGGUGAACAUGCACACCAUCGUCGAGAAUCGUCCUAUGAGAGCGCGCUCAACGAUGUGCGGCGACUAAAGAGCACCCGUCUGGAUAAGCACCUGUCAUCGAGCUUUAGGAAGGCUCGGACGUCUCGAAUUCUUGAUGGACCCGAAAGCAGCAGUGCGCGGCCUGGGUCGGCUGGCGGAGGCCCUGGCGAGGGAGGUCCGAAUAAAGGUUUUCAGAUCGUCGAAGAGCGAGGCCCGAUUGAUGAAGAGGACAUGACGCUGCCUAACCAGGAUGCCUUGACGCUGGAUGACAUCCCUCGGAUUGUUGCUGCGGAACGGGCGAACAGAGAGCAGCGGCCUUACCCGCCGGCGCGACAGGAGUUCUUCCGUUCUCCAGGCACCGAGUCCAGGCCGGGACCAGGGGCUCCGGGUGGAAGCGGGCACCAGCGCAACCUCUCAGACGGCAAGGCAGCCGGAGCACGUGCGCCAGCUGAUCCGUCCCUCCAGCGCACGCGGCGGUAUUUUUCAGAACUCUCAGGGCUGGAAUAUUUCCUCGUGAGGCACCUGGCUGUGCUUACGAUGCACCCCAUGGUUAGCUCCGAGUUCACCCUCGAAGAGUUGCUCAGCUUCAUUGAGAGCAGGAAGCCACCCACAUUUUGGAAGAACAUCGGCAAGGCCUUCAAAAACGACGGCCGCAAGAAUGUCAAGAAAAGAGGCGUCUUCGGUGUUCCCUUGGAGGUCAUCGUCGAGAGAGAUGGUGCCGAGUCCACGGACGGCGUCGGGCCGGGCACCCUGCGGAUUCCCGCCGUUGUGGACGAUAUCAUCUCCUCCAUGAAGCAGAUGGAUCUAUCUGUCGAGGGUGUCUUCCGCAAGAACGGCAACAUCAAAAAGCUCGGUGAGCUGGUGGAGAAGCUCGACAAGGAGGAGGAAGUGGAUUUCAGCACAACCCAUGUCGUCCAGGUGGCCGCCCUUCUGAAGCGCUAUCUGCGGGAGCUGCCAGACCCUCUGAUGACCCACAAGCUCUACCGGCUCUGGCUGGCUGCGGCCAAGGUCCCGGACGAGCAGAAGAUGCGGCAUUGUCUCCAUCUGACGUGCUGCUUGCUCCCGAAAGCGAACCGCGACUGCCUAGAGAUUCUGUUUUGUUUCCUGAAGUGGGUCGGAUCGUUCCACCAGGUCGACGACGAAUCUGGAUCCAAGAUGGACAUCAAGAAUCUGGCAACCGUCAUCGCCCCCAAUGUUCUCUUUGACAAGAACAAGACCUCCAGCCUUGACAGCGACCCAAUGUACGCGAUCGAAGCCGUGGAAGUCUUGAUAGCGAACAUUGAGGAGAUGUGCUUGGUGCCCGGCUACAUAGUCAAUGCCUUGAACGAUCCGGCUCUCUUCGGCAGCAGCGGCGAGCUCACGACCAAGGAGAUCCUGAAGAGGCUCUCAGAACGCGCGGCCAACGGGCUCGGUCCAACGCAGUACGCCGAUGUCAGCGAGAUUGUCGGCCGGCACGAGAUCCCGAGCCGUCCCCCACCGAGGCGCAUGGAGACCGACCCGUCGCAGUGGCAGCAGCAGGAGAGCAGUGUCCGACCAGUCCAGGAGCCGACAGCACCCUUCGCCGGGCCCCCUCACAUGGGAACACCGUCCCCCAAGCGCGGUGGACCGUAUGACGCGCCGCCGGCACAGCAGUCUCCGUACGGGCAGUUCGAGCACAGUGGCACGCCGGACGCCAACAUGCGUGGCGGCCAGGGGCAGCGGGAGUGGAGAAAUUCCGGGUGGGGGAGACAGAACAGCGGGUUGACAACCAGCACUGUCUAGGAGACGGCUGAUUAUGAUCCUUCAGCUCUUUCGUCUUCCCGAUGACAGGAAGCUUUUUGGUUUCGAGGUCUUUGGAGUGGGCGGCCGGGAGAGGGGGGCGU
Thermothielavioides terrestris NRRL 8126 is the source of this 3855-nucleotide messenger RNA. RefSeq lists its product as uncharacterized. Gene Ontology annotation, cellular component: cytoplasm. Bases 233 to 3754 code for a protein of 1173 amino acids. Lineage: Eukaryota; Fungi; Ascomycota; Sordariomycetes; Sordariales; Chaetomiaceae. The record is from RefSeq and is a predicted model, not a curated record. The transcript is spliced from 5 exons. Gene Ontology annotation, biological process: actin cytoskeleton organization; signal transduction.